Molecule: messenger RNA, 2773 nt
Organism: Carassius auratus (goldfish)
Lineage: Eukaryota; Metazoa; Chordata; Actinopteri; Cypriniformes; Cyprinidae
Gene: vmp1
Product: vacuole membrane protein 1
Exons: 12
Coding region: 181-1401 (406 amino acids)
Source: RefSeq, a predicted model, not a curated record
ACUCUAAACUCGCUGACGGAACAGAUGCCAGUGCAGUGGUUGUCUCGAGGACUUUUAUUUUGAAAUGACUGCACUGCAGCUGAACGUGAGUCAUUUCCUGUGGCUGCUGUGGCUUACUACUGCUUCUGUCAGGACGGUAGAGUGGGUUGCAGGUGUCUGAACUGUAAACAGUAGUGGGAGAUGGCUGCAAAUGGAGCAGAAUGUGAACAGCCACAGAAAAGACUAGGACCCAAAGACAAGCAGAAUGGCAGUUCUACAGAUUCAUCUCUGAGAGAGAGAAAGCAGCAGGACAGGGAAGAGCGGCUUUCUUUAGUGAUGUGGAAGAGGCCUUUUACCACACUACAGUAUUUCUUCAUAGAAACCCUCAUUACCCUGAAAGAAUGGACAUGGAAGCUUUGGCAGAGAAGAGGUGUGGUAUUUUUGGCCGUAGUCCUAUUUUCACUUUUCUCAAUGGCUUACUCAAUAGAAGGAGAACAUCAACAGUAUGUACAGUACCUGGAGAAGAAGUUCCUGUGGUGCGCCUACUGGGUAGGCCUGGGUAUUUUGUCUUCGGUCGGUCUUGGCACUGGACUGCACACUUUCCUUCUUUACCUGGGUCCACACAUAGCUUCAGUCACCCUGGCUGCAUAUGAAUGCGGCUCUGUGAAUUUCCCCGAGCCGCCCUACCCAGCUCAGAUAGUGUGUCCGGAGGAGGAGGUCCUGCAGGAGAGCAUCACACUAUGGACCAUCAUGUCGAAGGUUCGCCUGGAGGCCUGCAUGUGGGGCGCAGGCACAGCUAUUGGAGAGCUGCCUCCUUACUUCAUGGCACGGGCGGCACGGCUGUCUGGAGCAGAUCCUGAUGAUGAAGAUUAUGAGGAAUUUGAGGAGAUGCUGGAGCAGGCACAGAGCCCACAGGAUUUUGCAACAAGAGGCAAGCUUGCAGUGCAAAACAUGGUGCAGAAAGUGGGAUUCUUUGGAAUUCUAGCUUGCGCCUCUAUCCCAAAUCCCUUGUUUGACCUGGCUGGAAUCACCUGCGGUCAUUUCCUGAUUCCCUUUUGGACCUUCUUUGGUGCAACUCUCAUCGGAAAGGCCUUUAUUAAGAUGCACAUUCAGAAACUGUUUGUUAUCAUAACAUUCAGCAAGCACAUAGUGGAGCAGAUGGUCUCUCUGAUCGGUAUUAUCCCUGGAAUCGGAGCAUCUCUUCAGAAACCUUUUAGGGAGUACUUGGAGGCCCAGAGAGCCAAGCUUCAUAACCCAGCGGGCGAUGGAGCAGCAGCAGGUGAAAGCUGGCUCUCAUGGGUUUUUGAGAAAGUUGUGCUGGUCAUGGUGUGCUACUUUAUUCUGUCCAUUAUUAACUCCAUGGCACAGAGCUAUGCCAAGCGUCUCCAGCAGAAGCAGUACUCAGAGGAGAAAACAAAAUGACGGACUCAAAGAAAAACAUCUCACGCUCCUGUUAUGGAACCUACGAAAUAUCGAAGCUAAAACUACAUGAGCACUGAUUUAUGUGCGCUUCUGUAUGUUAAUGUUCAUUCAGAUCCCUUUAGUUACACGGAGUCCCUCUUCAUUUGUCUGUAGUGUGCUCGGCUAUUUAAAAUCAGAUUAACAUCAACAGAACCGAGGUAGUCUAGCUGACAGGCUGUGUGGAGUCAGAUUCGUUGCAAUGCCUUAUGCAACAUUUGGAGGUCAUGCUUCCAUUGAAGUGAAUAGAUUUAUUUAAUUUCUAACAUACAGGUAUGGAUGGGCAGGGUCUGCUUUGUGUUUGGAAUUUUCAGAGAUAGUUUUUUUUUUUAAUCAAUAUUGAUGUCAUUUUGUAUUUCUUUAACUGUUUGAAGCGGACCGCAAUAUCAACUCAGAUCAUUGUGCUUUUUCAGUGGGUUGCACAUCUUGUAAAAUAAUGUUUUGACUAUGCGAACAUGAUGUUUAUUCUCCGGUCUUAAACCAAAAUGUCACAAACUAGAGGAUGUAACUUUUAACUUAAGAAAAUUAAGAUGUAAUAUUUGCAUAUGUUUGUGCAUCUUUUUUUUUUUGACCUUUGAACUAAAACCAUAAGUUGACCCAUACUUUCCUCUUAAGUCCGGGCUGAAGUAUUUGUGUAGCUAAUUAUGAUUUCUCUCAAAACUAUUGUUGCAUAAUUUGUUUGACAUUAAAUUCAUUAAUACAUCUGCUGUGUUACAUUUGCAUCUUACGCUAAAACAAAUACAUAAUGUAAAAUCAGAUCUCUGGGAUCAGACCAAAGAAUGACAGAAGUUGGAGGAUGUGACCUAAAAGAAGGUAUGUGGAAGAUUAUCUAUGUCUAUCUGCUCACAUACUGUAUAUAAACUUUGAGAAGUGUCCCGUUUCAGUGUGUUCUGCUCAUCCAGUCGCAAGUGUCCCAUUCUGUCAGCUAGCUUAUCAGACUGGUGUUGGCUGGAUAUUAUAUGGCAACAUCACUUUGAUAGGCUGCCUGAAAUUUUGGGUUUAGUCACCAUAUGCAUAUUUUCAGGCUGAAUUUUGUGCUAGAAAUGUUCAGCUGAUAUAUUUACUAACUAGUGAAUGUGCUCUGCAGUGUACUAUGGAUCUGAGUAUCUAAAGGAGGUUUUCCUCAAGUAAGCAGAUCAUAUGUGAACAUAAUUAACUGAAACUUGCAAACUGUUGAUUUGUUUCUCAUUAAAUUGAAUUGUUUAUUUAAGAGAGUAAAUAUGUUAUCUAUCAAGAUCCGGUUUCAUUUUGUAACUAAUAAACUUUUUUUCAGUUUGUAAUGGCUAUAAAGUUUUUCUGCUGUAGUUUUUUCCACAAUAAACUAGUUUCCUCCUUA